CCAGCCGCCCGGAGAGCAGGGGAAGCGCUUGGUGCCGCCCGGAGUCUGCUGCCCUCUCAGUGCGAGGACCCGCUGCGCGUUGGUGCAUUUACACAGCCUGCUGUCUUCCUGCCCCCGACCUCCCCCCUCUCUGCCCCACUGAGCCGCUAUACAAUCCUCAGCAGUGCCCUGAGACUGUAUAGCCGGCUCCGCCAGAGGGUUACUUCUCAAGGACUUUGCAUUAUACUUCGGCAGUAUUUUUUUUUGCGUCACUUUGACAUCCCUUCUGCAUUUGCGCAUCACAUUCGGUAACUUUUUGCAGGGGGCUUGUUAUUUUUACUGUUCCAUUCUCCUGCUCCCUGUUUAAUGCUCCCUGUGCCCCUGUGACUUUCUCCGAUCCCCGAUCCCUCAUCAUGACCGCUGACAAGGAAAAGAAACGAAGCAGUUCAGAGAGAAGAAAAGAGAAAUCCCGGGAUGCAGCAAGAUGCCGGAGAAGCAAGGAGACCGAGGUGUUCUACGAGUUGGCUCAUCAGUUACCUCUGCCUCAAAACAUCAGUUCGCAUCUAGACAAGGCGUCCAUCAUGCGUCUGACAAUCAGCUUCUUACGGACACACAAACUCUUGUCAUCAAUUUGUGCGGAGCCUGACGUCGAUCCCGACGCAGAGAACCAGCUGGAUAAUUUGUACCUAAAGGCUCUUGAGGGUUUUGUGGCAGUUGUGACCCAGGAUGGCGACAUGAUCUUUCUGUCCGAAAACAUCAGCAAGUACAUGGGCCUAACACAGGUCGAAUUAACAGGACAUAGCAUUUUUGACUUUACUCAUCCAUGCGAUCAUGAUGAAAUUCGAGAAAAUCUGAGUCUUAAAGCCGGUGUUGGAGUCGGAAAAAAGAACAAAGAUAUAAAUAAUGAACGUGAUUUCUUCAUGAGGAUGAAAUGCACCGUCACCAACAGAGGCAGGACUGUAAACCUUAAAUCUGCUACAUGGAAGGUUCUUCAUUGUACCGGACACGUCAAGGUGUACAAUUCCUAUCAUCCAAACACACUUUGUAGCUACAAGGAACCUUUGCUUAAUUGCCUUGUCAUGAUGUGUCAGCCAAUACAGCAUCCAUCCAACAUCGACAUCCCUCUGGACAGCAAGACUUUUCUGAGCCGCCACAGCAUGGACAUGAAGUUCACUUAUUGUGAUGACAGAAUUACGGAAUUGAUUGGAUAUCAUCCAGAGGAGUUGCUCAAUCGUUCCAUUUACGAGUUUUAUCAUGCUUUGGAUUCCGAGAUUAUGACUAAGAGCCACCAGAAUUUGUGCACUAAAGGUCAAGUGGUCACUGGCCAGUAUCGGAUGUUGGCAAAGCACGGUGGAUAUGUUUGGGUGGAGACACAAGGCACUGUCAUCUACAACUCCCGCAACUCCCAGCCACAAUGCAUUGUGUGUGUGAACUACGUCCUGAGCGAAAUUGAGAAGAAUGAUGUCGUGUUUUCGAUGGACCAGACGGAGUCUCUGUUUAAACCGCAUCACGUAACCAUGAAUUCCAUCUUCAGCAAUGCCAUCUCUGAUAAGAGCGACUUCCUCUUCACAAAGUUAAAGGAAGAACCCGAAGAGUUGGCACAGCUUGCACCCACUCCAGGAGAUGAGAUCAUCUCAUUGGACUUUGGUGCGCAGACAUUUGAAGAAACACCUGCUUAUAGCAGUGCUGUUCAGACAAGCCCAAGCGAGGCAUGGCCCUUGGACAUUAAGAGCCACACUCCCCAGGCCGAGGCAAUAAAUCAUCCGUCCUUCACCGCUCCUCAGGUAGCAGCUGGGAACAGUACCCCAAGUGUUAGCAGCAACAGCAGCUGUUCCACGCCAAGCAGUCCAGGAGAAUAUUAUACUUCUUUGGAAGAAGAUCUCAAGAUUGAGCUGAUUGAAAAACUUUUUGCAAUGGAUACUGAAGCAAAGAAUAAGUGUAACACUAGCCAGAAUGAUUUUAAUGAACUGGACCUUGAUACCCUUGCUCCAUACAUUCCCAUGGAUGGUGAAGAUUUCCAACUGAAUCCAAUAUGUCAAGAUGAAUGUCCACUCAGCGAAAGCACACAAAACUCCCAGCAGAAUUUAAGCGCUAUAAGUGCUCUCUUCCAGUCUAGUGCUCCACCCCCGCAGAGCCAAUUAUUUUCCCAGAAUUGUUGUCAACCUAUGGCAGCUAAAAGCAGUAAUCCUGCCCCGGAUUCCCUACCACCGGGGCUUUUUAAUGGUGAGAAAAAGUCUCCGCCAUUAAUAAGUUACCAUACAGGUGCUAAUAUUCCAUUGUCUUCAAUGGGAGGGAGACCUAACGUCCAGUGGCCUCCCGAUCCUCCAGUCGGUUACAUGCCAGAAAAAUGGAGGUUAAGAGAUCAGUACAAUGGGUCGUUGAGAAACUCCCCAUCGGGACCCCCUGUGCAUUUGCCCGGCAUGUCUUUGUACAAACAAAGGUCACUGGAGAGUUUUGGCCAGCGUGGUAAAGACUUACACCCAGCUGCAGAGAUGUUAUACUGCAACAAUAUGAAGCGCAAACGGCAGCUCGAUUACGGAGACCCGGUGUUUCCGCAGCUUAACGUGGGAGAGUUACCUGAUAAUACCAUACCGCCUUUAAUGUGGAAAAGAAUGAAAUCUCUUAAACCAGAAAACUGUCCCCUUAUGGCAGAAAAGAAGUCUCUGAGUACAAGUGUCCUUACUGAUGAAUUCAUCUGCAACCGACACAGAAGCCUAAGCCAACACGUGACUCAACCGCAACCACUGCAGCAACCGUGCCCACCACGAGACAAGUGCAAGACACCCUAUCCAGCCACGUUCUUCAGCUGCAACUACCACGAUUACAACGCGCCACAAUCACAGAGAAUGAAAGGUCUGGCAAACCGACUAAUUGCGCCAUCUUUUGAACCGUAUCUGUUGCCUGAAUUGACCCGAUAUGACUGUGAGGUUAACGUGCCGGUCCUAGGUAACUCCACUUUGCUGCAAGGAUGCGAUCUGCUUAAAGCUCUCGACCAGACGACCUGAGGAGCAGCGGAAUGUCUACCGGCUCGUAACUGUUCAAAAGGCUUCGGUUUUCUAAAUAUAUAUUUUUUUCAAGUAGACAAGUCUCUAUCACUGAUAACACUUUUACCAGACUCACUUACUUAUCGAACUUUGUUCACAAUACCAAAUAGUGGCCUUCUUGAAAUGACUUCAUAUUACAGAUAUGCAUAUGUUUUUACCUGCUGUAUUUUUUUUCUUCUUUGUUUAAAUAAUAAAGUGUAUAGUCUAGAAAAUAUUUUACACACCUUCUUACCCUGUAAAAGUAAUUUAUAUUUUUUUAAAUGGCCACAGAUAAAAUUUUGUGCUUAUAUAUAUAUAUUUUAUCGUACAGGAACCAUACAUGAAAUGGAUGAUGUUACUGAGUAAAAGAUUAAAAAAUGCCUAUUGUUCAUUGAAAAGAUGCAGUGCUAGAAGUGCGUUGGUCCUUGAAGAAGGUUAGGGACAGCCUUAGCAUAUGGACCAAGUUGGUGGGCUUUGAUGGACGUUUAACCCAUCAUUGCAUCUGGCCGACUUCACGGCUCCUAGUGAAUUCCUGGUUGUCGGAACCAUUUGUAAAUGGUAAUGAGGCUCCAAAGAAACCAUUGCAGAUGCUCCUAGAUGUCUUUAAGUGGAGGGAGACAAUGGAGCGCGACCUCCGCUGAUCGUUUUCCAAAGCCAUGCUCAAUGAUUUUAGAGAAAGGGUCUCUCUGCUGGCAGACUCUUAACUUCUCGGGUAUCCUUAGUGUCUCCGACUGACAUUCAUAUUUUUGGCACAUUUUUGAUCCCAUGCGUGCCGCCAAAAAGCUACAGAAUUAUGCCUUAAACUAAAGAUUGCAGGCAAUCUAAUUUGACCUCAUUAGCGAUUAGCACUAGACGAGGGUUUGGGCUCACUGCUUUUAUGAUACGUGUCUUCAAGGUUACUUAAGCACUGCUUCUAUAAAAUAUGUCGCUAAACAUUUGUUAAUGGUGUGGUCAUAUAGACUUU
This is a messenger RNA of Spea bombifrons (plains spadefoot toad), 3966 nucleotides long. RefSeq names its product endothelial PAS domain protein 1 (gene EPAS1). The record is from RefSeq and is a predicted model, not a curated record. Gene Ontology annotation, biological process: cellular response to hypoxia; regulation of transcription by RNA polymerase II. NCBI's taxonomy places the organism in Eukaryota, Metazoa, Chordata, Amphibia, Anura, Pelobatidae. The coding region runs from base 393 to 2984 and encodes 863 amino acids. Gene Ontology annotation, cellular component: transcription regulator complex; cytoplasm; nucleus. Gene Ontology annotation, molecular function: RNA polymerase II transcription regulatory region sequence-specific DNA binding; DNA-binding transcription factor activity, RNA polymerase II-specific; protein dimerization activity. The transcript has 16 exons.